Metarhizium album ARSEF 1941 is the source of this 2589-nucleotide messenger RNA. Its product is annotated as RING finger protein. Gene Ontology annotation, molecular function: zinc ion binding. Gene Ontology annotation, cellular component: cytoplasm. The record is from RefSeq and is a predicted model, not a curated record. Bases 1 to 2589 code for a protein of 862 amino acids. The transcript has 3 exons. NCBI's taxonomy places the organism in Eukaryota, Fungi, Ascomycota, Sordariomycetes, Hypocreales, Clavicipitaceae.
AUGCGCCUGGGGUGGUACGCAGGGGUCUCCACGGUCCUUGCUGGUGCUGUUGUCAUAUCAGCCUUUCAGCAGCGUGCCAACUUCUACUCGGCCAUGGUGUAUCUUGCCCAAAGCAACUUCUGUCUUCUGGUAAUUCCCAGCCUUGCACCCACUGCAGCGACGCACGAUCCCCACGCAAACGCUAACCAAUGCUUGACAAAGGUGCUGGUGAACUUCAGCCUCUUACUGUAUAGCAGCUUUGUGUAUGCUCUCACGAGACUUUGUUACGGCACUCUCCGAGCCGUCGAAGUCGAACAACUCACCGAGAGAGCUUGGUUUGCCAUCACCGAAACAUGCCUGGCAAUGACAAUAUUUCGUGAGGAGAUCGGCGCCUGGUUUCUGGUCAUGUUCACUUCUUUGGUUACCGGAAAGGUAUGGGGUUGGAUCGGCGACGGCAGGGUGGAAUUUCUAGAACAACAGCCACCAGCAAAUCCCCGACUAUUCCACGCCAGACUAAGCAUUUCACUCGCCAUGAGCUUCAUAUACGACAUCUGGAUCCUCAAAUACACGGUUGACACUGUGAUUCAGCAGGCAAGACCGAAUAUGAUGGUCAUGUUUUUGUUCGAGUUCGCUGUGUUGGCUACGAGCUCCUGGCGAACCGCGGUUCGUUAUAUCCUGUCAAUCGCAGAACAAAAGAUUGUCAAAGCACAAACAAGAAAGCGUCUCCUUGAGCGGAGGCAAGAGAUUCGACAACAGCGAGAGGCUUUGAUUCGUGAUCGAGAGCAGGCUGCUGCAACCGGACAAGAGCCACCCCAAGACCAAGAGCCUCUUCCCCGCGAGGACGACAUAGAUGAGAUUGAUAUUGAGGUUCCCGGCUGGGCGACCAAAGGCGAGUGGGUGCUCUGGCUUGAUUUGAUCACUGACAUGAUCAAACUCGGAAUAUACAUUGCCUUCUUCUUCAUGUUGCUGAGAUUUUAUGGGUUGCCUAUCCACAUCAUGAGAGAUCUCUUCAUAACAUCGAGAGAUUUUAUUAAGCGACUCAACGCACUUUUACGAUACCGCCGCGCAGUUCAAGAAAUGAACCGAUACGCUGAUGCCACGCCGGAGGAACUCUCACAGGAGAAUACUUGUAUCAUAUGUCGCGAGGAGAUGCGACCUUGGGAUCCUGUCAAUCAGCCUGGGGCCGUUGACCGUGUCCGUCCGAAAAAGUUGCCAUGUGGCCAUGUCCUACAUCUCGGAUGCCUCAAGAGCUGGCUUGAGCGCCAGCAGGUCUGCCCGACGUGUAGGAGCCCUGUUACAAUGAAUCGUGGCCGAGGGGGCCAUAAUAGAGCAGCUGGUCUGCGGAUCGAGAUUGGUGCUGCUCCCCAAGUACUGGCGGGACAAGCACCGGCUGACGGCGGAAACAAUGCGCCACCUGGUCAGCAAGGGCUCAACGACAACCAAGCUCCUCGCCGCAGGGAGGGUGGCCCAAGAGUCUUCAACUUCGGACCAUUUCGACUUGGCUUUGGAGCAAAUGGCCAGGGGGCCCGUGAACUUGCUCAACAAUUUGGCAUCCCCCAGGCCCAAGGUAAUCGUGUUGACCAUGGGCUUCCUACACAAACUGCAACCCAAACCCAACAACAACCGUCUGGAGACAGUAUGCAGCAAAUUGGGAACCUGCUGGGCCAAACCGAGCAAAUUAUCCAGAGGGAACUGCAAAAUCUGCAGAUGGCCCAGCAAGAGCUACAAGUGGCCCAGCUUCUCAUGGCUGAACUUCAGCGACUUCGCCAGCGGCGACAGCAACAGCCCCAGGAGCAGUCAUUAAGGGGACGUGGGGGAGGCACGCCAGUCACCGCGCCCAUGGCUUACAAUCAGAACAUUCAUUUUGCAGCACAAGGCAACCACGCCCAAGUUCCUCUGGGCAACGCAGUUCCUACCAUCCCUCCUCGGACGGGUAGCCCGUUCAUGGCCCGGCAUGUAGUUCCAGCGAACGGUGUGACGAUAACCGCAGGGAGUCCUGAUCUGCCAGAGGGCGUUACGUUACCCCCGGGCUGGUCAUUCAUACCGCUCCAGAGACUGGACGGAACACAACCUUUGACUCACCAGCAACCCCAUAACACAGCAACGUCCCUCAAUGCCGAAGCUUCAAACCCUGGUCAAUCAACCAGCCGCCCUGCUCCAACACCGUCUGCCGGUGGCGGUGAGGCUGCCGGCGAUGAACCUCCGUCCAUGGACCCCGGCAUGACGGCCCCUACGACGUCGACACCGGGGGAUAACCUUGGAGAUGGCGUUGGUGCUAGUUCUGAAGCAGUAAGGUCGACACCGGUGGUGUCGCCAAGCCCUGUCAUACCGCACUGGGGCGGUCCGGCACAAUUGUUCAGUAACAGAUCGCGUUCUGACGCUGUAGAUAAUGCUGCUCCAACAAGCAGUCUUGCUGGUGAUGCGGAAGCGCCGAGGAACGAGGGUCACGAUGCGCCCCAAAAAAAUGCAGCACAGAAGGAGUCAGCCGGAGACGAGUUGCAUCAUGGCGGGGGUAUGGAGUCUGGGGCCGAACCUGUUGUACACUCGGUCGAUAAAGGCAAGGCCAAAGCCGUCACGGUGGAGGAAGCUGGCGAAGGCGAAGAAGAUUGA